Teleopsis dalmanni is the source of this 2773-nucleotide messenger RNA. RefSeq names its product probable ATP-dependent RNA helicase CG8611. Gene Ontology annotation, molecular function: RNA helicase activity; ATP binding; nucleic acid binding. NCBI's taxonomy places the organism in Eukaryota, Metazoa, Arthropoda, Insecta, Diptera, Diopsidae. The transcript has 8 exons. The record is from RefSeq and is a predicted model, not a curated record. Gene Ontology annotation, biological process: ribosome biogenesis. The coding region runs from base 162 to 2582 and encodes 806 amino acids. Gene Ontology annotation, cellular component: nucleus.
GAUAAAAACAAAACGAAAGUUGACAUUACAAAGCACGUUUAGCGAGAAUUGUUUACAGUUAGAAGUGAGCGUGAACGUGCUAGAUUAUUAAUAAAAUAAAUAUUAAAUAAUUUUUAAUUAAAUUGAUGGUUUUAAUAAUUCCAUUCAGAAAAUAAAGUGUGAUGGAUAUACAAUUAAAUAUAACAACUACGCCGCAACCAAUGCGCAACAAACCGGAAAAGCCAAAACCCUUCAGGCUUGCAAAGAAACCAGCAGGCUCCUCAGGUGGCUUUAGUUUUCAGUUUGGCGGUGGAAGUCAGAAAGUAAAAGCUGUUGUUGCAAGAAAACGUUUACCAGCAGGACAAAUAAAUAAAUCUCUUGCAUUUAAACCAAAACGUGCAUUAACACAAGAUGAUAUCACCUCAGGCAUACGCAGAUAUUCCGAGAAUCCAAAUAAGCAACCACGAGCAGCAGAUUUACUAGAACAAAAAGAAAAAGAAGAACGAGCACAAAAGAAAAGAACGGAAAUGGGAAAAGUUGAUGCACCUGAAAUUGGUCAUGUCAAUAAGCAGGCACGGAAAGUGAAUGCAUUUCGCGUCAAACGCGCUGCGGAUUCAUCAGUGAAAAAAAUCAACUUAUUUCAAAAUAAUCCCGAAGCAAAAGAAAUAGGACAACGUUUAGUAAAACCAAUCACAGAACGUCUCUUCGAUGGUACAAAAGUAGAUUCAUUGGGUUUGCAUCCACAUGCUGUAAAAAACUUACAAGAUCUAUUAGGCAUAACGGAAUUAACCACAGUUCAACGUAAAGCGAUACCAAAAGCGCUAGAAGGUAAAGAUAUACUCGUCCGCUCACAAACUGGUUCCGGUAAGACGUUAGCUUAUGCGCUACCAAUUGUUGAAAAAUUGCAGGAAAUGCGCCCAAAAAUUAGUCGUGAUGCUGGCAUAUUAGCUGUGGUCAUAGUACCUACACGUGAACUCGCCAUACAAACCUACGAGCUCUUUGUGAAAUUAUUGAAACCCUACACUUGGAUUGUGCCAGGUGUUCUAAUGGGUGGUGAGCGACGUAAAGCAGAAAAAGCACGUUUGCGUAAAGGCAUCAAUAUAUUGGUGGGCACACCAGGACGUUUAGUUGAUCAUCUGCUGCAUACAGAAUCCUUCAAACUUAGUAAAUCGAAAUUUCUAAUAUUAGAUGAAGCUGAUCGUUUGUUAGAGAUGGGCUAUGAACGUGAUGUUAAACAAAUAGUUGAGGCUAUCGAUAAACAGCGUACGCAACUUGCAGAAGAAACUAAAGAAGCAGUAGUGCACUUACAGCGGUUGUUGCUUUCAGCCACGCUGACUACAGCAGUGCAAAGACUUGCUGGCCUAACACUUCAAGCGCCAAUAUUUAUCGAUAAUAGCGAUGCUGAUUCAACAAAUCUUCUAAAGAACACCAAUGGUUAUGCUAAAGAAAGCAUUGAAGCAGCUACACAAGAUUUGAUAGACACUGAUGAUGAAACUGGUGUCUUAACAAUACCGGAAAAUUUAAAGCUCAGCUAUAUUGUGGUGCCACCAAAAUUACGUUUAGUGACUUUAUCGGGUUUGUUGGCUAAAGAAUUUAAAGGGAAAGAAAAAUUGAAGGCAAUGGUUUUCAUGAGUACAAUGGAAAUGGUUAAUUUUCAUCAUGAUAUGCUCAAUGAACAGUUAACACAAAAAGUGCUCGAUGAGGACGAUGAAGAAGUUAUUAAAGAUGAAAAUCAUGUUGAAAGCGAUGAUGAUGAUGACGAUGAUGAGCCACUGUUAAUGGGUUUAAGAUUUUUUAAAUUACACGGCUCUAUGUCGCAAACUGAACGUCAAGGCGUUUUUAACGGUUAUAGAGAGUGCAAAUCUGGCGUGCUACUAACAACAGACGUUUCUGGUCGUGGUAUUGAUGUGCCUGAAGUCGAUUUGGUUGUACAAUAUUCACCACCACAGAAAAUAGCAGAUUUUGUGCAUCGCGUUGGUAGAACAGCACGUGCAGGUCGUAAUGGUCGCGCUGUUUUGUUUUUAGCGCCAAAUGAAGCAAAAUUUGUGCGGAAAUUAGAAGAUAACCGAAUAAGAAUUUCACAAGUCAAUAUGGAUGUCUACCUACAAGCUCUAAAGGAUGCUGAUGAUGUGGCGAAUACAGUACAAGAAGCUGCGUCGAAUUUACAACAUAAAUUUGAAUUGUUAAUUGUGGAUGAUAAAGAAAUGCGUGAGAAAGCCUGCAAAGCAUUUGUCUCCUGGAUGAAAUUUUACUCCACGUUUCCAAAGGAGCUGAAACCAAUCUUUAGCGUUAAGAAUGCUCAUAUGGGUCACUUUGCUAAAAGCUUUGGUUUAAAAGAUCCACCAACAUCAUUCACGAAAAAACAUUCAUUGCCCAAACAACAGCCACCAACAAAUCGUUUAACUUACACAGAAAGGGAUCCUGAAAGAAUAAAAGUGGAAAAAGAAACGAAAAAACGUCGUUUCGCCACUACAGUCACGGAUAAUGUGAGAAAUAUGAAUCGGCCAGUAAAAAAUGUUCUACUGAAAAUGCUCCCCACUUCCCGAGCACUCAAUACAUCUGAGUUUGAUAGUGGACUACCACCAAUCAAGAAAAGAAAAUAAAUAGUUAAAAAUAGAUUUCAUGGAGAUAUUAUAAGAUAUGGUUAUCCAUAUAUCUCUAUUGGAAGAGCGUAAAAAGAUUUGAUUGUAAAUAUUAAUAUUAACCUUCUUAAGAAUAAGAAUCUUUCUUCUUUAAGAAUUGCAAAAAACAACUAUAACGUGGUUUGCCAAAUGUUUUUUUUACUUUUUUUGAC